AUUUCUUUCUCAGUUUUGUCUUCACCACUGCUCUAUAACUUGGAUCAGCAACUGCUGAAACCAUCUUGAAAAGGCAAUGAUCCCAUACCAAGCUUUGAUUCUGGCUUUCCUUGUCCUGGCCAUUUCAAAGAGUUCCUGUGGAGGUGAUGACAUUAUGGCUGAUCACAUUGCCUCCUAUGGUGCAGAAUUCUAUCAAUCUUAUGGUUCUUCUGGACAGUAUACCUUUGAAUUUGAUGGAGAUGAGGAAUUCUAUGUGGAUUUGGAGAAGAAGGAGACUGUCUGGCGGCUGCCUGGGCUUAGCACAUUUGGAGGUUUUGACCCACAGGGUGCACUGUCAAACAUAGCUACAUCAAAAUAUAACUUGGAAAUCAUGAUUAAACGCUCCAACUCUACUGCUGCCACCAAUAAGGUUCCUGAGGUGACUGUGUUUCCCAAGUCUCCGGUGACAUUGGGUCAGCCCAAUACCCUCAUCUGUUUUGUGGAUAACAUCUUCCCUCCUGUGGUUAAUAUCACAUGGCUCAGCAAUGGACACCCAGUCAAAAAAGGUGUUUUUGAAACCAGCUUCCUCACCAAAAGUGAUCAUUCCUUCUUCAAGAUUAGCUAUUUCACUUUCAACCCUUCUGCUGAUGAUAUUUAUGACUGCAAAGUAGAGCACUGGGGCCUGGAUGAUCCACUUCUAAAACACUGGGAACCUGAGAUUCCAACCCCCAUGUCAGAGCUGACAGAGACCGUGGUCUGUGCACUUGGUUUAACUAUGGGCCUCGUGGGCAUCAUGGUGGGCACUGUCUUCAUCAUACAAAGCCUGCGCUUGGGUGAUGCCUCCAGACAGCAAGGGCCCUUAUGAGAUGCACCUUAAAAGUGAAGGUACACUGCCCAUCUGCAAGAGUGAAUGUGCUUUGUGAAACCAUUUUCUGACUCAGUUCAUCACAUUUAUUAUCUUCUCCAACAUUCUUCUUACCUUUUCUCUGGGAAUUAAGAUGCUAUGACCUGUGGGAAUUAAUAUGGCCCUUGGAAUUCUGCCUGACUCUUGAUUUUUUAUUUUUAUUUUUAUUUUUGGUUGUUCUUAGUUCUUGCCUACUUUGGGGAUUCCUGUAUAUUCCAUUUCAUUUACCUAGUCUUCAUGAUUCAAUAUCUGAUGCAGCAUUUGAAUGGAAACAAUAAAUACCACUUUUAUUAAAAAA
This is a messenger RNA of Erinaceus europaeus (western European hedgehog), 1181 nucleotides long. Its product is annotated as HLA class II histocompatibility antigen, DQ alpha 2 chain. The coding region runs from base 77 to 844 and encodes 255 amino acids. Gene Ontology annotation, biological process: immunoglobulin production involved in immunoglobulin-mediated immune response; peptide antigen assembly with MHC class II protein complex; antigen processing and presentation of exogenous peptide antigen via MHC class II. The transcript is spliced from 5 exons. The record is from RefSeq and is a predicted model, not a curated record. Lineage: Eukaryota; Metazoa; Chordata; Mammalia; Eulipotyphla; Erinaceidae. Gene Ontology annotation, cellular component: MHC class II protein complex; membrane. Gene Ontology annotation, molecular function: MHC class II protein complex binding.